This is a messenger RNA of Corvus hawaiiensis (hawaiian crow), 4006 nucleotides long. It is a transcript of the gene SPTLC3, whose product is annotated as serine palmitoyltransferase long chain base subunit 3. Lineage: Eukaryota; Metazoa; Chordata; Aves; Passeriformes; Corvidae. Gene Ontology annotation, molecular function: serine C-palmitoyltransferase activity; pyridoxal phosphate binding. The record is from RefSeq and is a predicted model, not a curated record. The transcript is spliced from 12 exons. The coding region runs from base 1983 to 3644 and encodes 553 amino acids. Gene Ontology annotation, biological process: sphingosine biosynthetic process; ceramide biosynthetic process. Gene Ontology annotation, cellular component: serine palmitoyltransferase complex.
CAGUAGGGGGAAGAUGGUCAGUAACUGACUGAGCAGAUGGGGUGUUUUACAGGUGUUUGAUUUGCCGUAACAAUCAAGGACAUAAUUCCCAAAUGAAGAAAGCUUCUUGGUGGGAGGGGUUUGCCAGGUGCAGAGAGAAUGCCUGGCGUUACCUUCUUCCAUUUAUCAGCAGCUCAGAGGUGAGAGGUAGGCAGGAGGUAUUACCAACCAUCCUUCCUGCAGGCUUGUCCUCAUCUCAGUCUCUAAUUUCCUCAGCAAAUAUGAACUCUUAAGACCAACAAUUUAUUUUGCUACUGUUGUUGACAUUAUGUUCACAAUUCAUUUGUCAUUGAGUUAUACUUACAGAUGCCUUAAUGAAGCCUAAACAUGACUGAUUUGUACAGAAUUGAGGUAUUCUUGCCUAGGAAAAGCACCAAAAAGAUAAAACUUUAAAAAUCUGAUUUCUGAUGGUGAAUCUUGUGUAAUUGUGAAGCAAAACAUUUUGGUGUUUUGCUGCUUCUGUGUCAUUUUAGUCAGUUAAAGGGUUGUUUUCUUCACCUAAAAUACUGCAGUCUUAUUAAUCUAAGUUUAGAUCUCUCUUAAGCAGGACCCAAAAGUUUUCCAGCACAUUGAAGAUAUUUCGCUUUGCAAAUCACUUCAAAGAAGAAAAUAUAUUUUAGCAAUUUAAUAUGCUAUGUGUCUAAGAUAAGUUUUCAAAACCAACAUAGUGAGUUCCCCUGUGUAUUUUCACAGUGGUUCAUGUAACGUUUCAUCUCCUGCAUUCCACAUACUCAAGUUCUAGGCUUCUCUUUCUGUAUAUUACUUACAUUUCAUUGCUAGGAUGGCAUAGCAAUUUUUUCUAAUUAAAGAACUUCAAGUAUUUUUAUUCUCCCAGCCUUUCAUCCUAACUGUUUUUCAAAACUGAUAUUAUAACACAGCUUUCCUUUAAUCUGUCUCCACACUAACUUUAAUUAUUUUGGUAUAAAGGGAUCCUAUGAAAUGCUAGCAGAGAUGCUUCUACUUUUACUUUUUGUCACUAAAAUCUGAAGCAUGAGAAUUUGAUUCAGCCAAGACCAUAUAUUAAUUUUCACAAUUAAAAAUCUUUUUUCUUAAAAGAAAGGAUGUGGAUGUAUGUUAGUCCUCCUUAGUAGUUGCACAUAUGAUUAAAGCCAGACUUGUUUUAAAACUAAAUUAAUCAGCUUUAUAAAACUCCAUUUCUCAUUCAUUGCAAUACCAUUCAUUGCACACCGUUUCCCCUGCUGCUGGCCAAACUGAGUUUAAAGGGACAGCUCACUCCAGUGAGUACUUGUGCACGUGUCUGUAGGAUCUAGCUCUAGAUAAAUUUUCAUUUUAGUGACAAAAUGCUUUCCAUUUCUUUGCAGGGUUAAUGUUGUGUCUGUCGUGCUACUUAUAUAAGAAAAGAUUAAAAGAAAUGUUUCUGCUUUACUCAGGGCAAUACUACUUGUUUUCAGCUAAUACGCUCUUAGCAAGAUGAAGCAUGUAAUUGUACAGAUUACUCUGUUAAAAUUUUCAAAACAUUUUGGCAGUUUAUAUGGAGUGACAUCGCUCUACACUGAGUGUAAUUCGGAGAAAAGAAACCAGGUUUCUCCCUGGGAGGUAUUUAAGAGGUAAUAUAUGUUUAAGUGUCUCCGCCUCUGAAUCCACCCACUUCUUGAUAGCUGCAGCAGUCUUGUUGACUCACAGAAGCCGUGUUCAUGCAAGAGCCAGCGAUGAGCAGUAUUUUUCAGAGAUUUUAAGAGCACACCUCCUGCUAUGUAUUUCUCAUUCUAGCUUGCUGAGGCUGAAGCUGUAUGGAAGAAAGUUUUACGUUUCAAAGAUAUUGCAAAAGAUAGUUCCUCCUCUCAUCCUGGAAAAUCCUGACAGACCAGUUGGAUACCUUUCAGGCCUUAACCAAGAACUUUAUCUUCUCAACCCACUGUCUUUUUUACUGUAGAGAGACCUGAGACACCCUUAAGGACUGAGAAUCUGACUAAUUUAAACAGAUGGCUAAUCCCAGUGCUGUCUGCAAUGGACAUCUACAUCAUCAUCAUCAGAAACAGAAUAACCUCUUAAAAAGUGGAAUAUUUAAGAAAAAUGGAAUCACUAAAGGAAUGAAGAAGAAUGGAGUAUCAAACGGAACUCUCUACAAAAAAACAUUUAUUGAGCACUUUGAACAGGCACCAAUGUAUGUUGCAGUUUUUACUUUCGUGGGGUUUGCAGUGGGAACAAUAUUUGGCUACCUGCGAGAUUUUAUGAGAGCCUGGGGACUAGAAAAACGUAACAUUGCUGCGGAGAGAGAACAACAAAAAGACUUUGUGCCACUUUAUCAAGAUUUUGAGAACUUUUACACCAGAAACCUCUAUUUGAGAAUACGGGAUAACUGGAAUCGUCCAAUUUGCAGUGUCCCUGGGCCACAGUUUGACCUUAUGGAGCGCGUUACAGAUGAUUACAACUGGACAUUUAGGUUUACAGGAAGGACUAUCAAGAAUGUAAUCAAUAUGGGUUCUUAUAACUACCUCGGCUUUGCAGAAACAGAUGUUAAUGCUUUGAAAACUGUGACCAUAGAGUUAGAAAAAUACGGGACAGGAGUCUGCAGUACCAGGCAAGAAAUGGGCACCCUAGACAAACAUGUAGAGCUAGAGAAACUUGUGGCCAAGUUCCUUGGUGUGGAAGAUGCUAUGGUGUUUGGCAUGGGCUUUGCAACUAACUCGAUGAAUAUUCCAGCCCUUGUUGGAAAGGGCUGCCUCAUUUUAAGUGAUGAGUUGAACCACACUUCUCUCGUUCUUGGUGCGAGGCUUUCAGGUGCCACUAUUAGAAUCUUCAAGCACAAUAAUAUGCAGAGCCUCGAGAAGUUGCUGAGGGAUGCAAUAAUAUAUGGACAGCCUCGCACCCACAGAGCAUGGAGAAAAAUUAUCAUCCUCGUGGAGGGCAUUUACAGCAUGGAAGGGUCCAUCGUGCGCCUGCCAGAGAUCGUCUCCUUGAAGAAGAAAUACAGAGCCUACCUCUACUUGGACGAAGCUCACAGCAUUGGUGCAGUGGGAGCGACGGGCCGAGGAGUUGUGGAGUACUUCGGAAUGAGUCCCGAUGAUGUUGACGUAUUAAUGGGAACAUUCACAAAGAGUUUUGGUGCAGCUGGAGGAUACAUAGCUGGCAGAAAGGACCUUGUGGACUUUUUACGAACUCAUUCUCACAGCGCUGUGUACGCCACAUCUAUGUGUCCCGCCGUAGCAGAGCAAAUCAUCAGGGCCAUGAAAUGCCUCAUGGGACUGGAUGGGACAGCACAAGGGCUCCAAAGAGUGCGUCAGCUGGAGAAAAACACAAGGUACUUCAGACGAAAACUGCAUGAAAUGGGCUUCAUCAUUUAUGGCAAUGAUGAUUCUCCUGUUGUUCCCUUGCUCCUUUAUAUGCCUGGUAAAAUAGGGGCUUUUGCAAGACGCAUGUUAGAAAAAAAUAUCGGGGUGGUCGUGGUUGGGUUUCCAGCUACUCCUAUCACAGAAUCCAGGGCUCGGUUUUGUGUGUCAGCUGCACAUACACGGGAGAUGUUAGACACGGUUUUGAAUGCUCUGGAUGAAUUGGGUGAUUUUCUACAUCUGAAAUAUUCCCGGUAUUCCAAGUCAUCUCAUCCUGAACUGUAUGAAGAAUCUAGGCUUGAACUUGAAGAUUAAGUUUUCCACCCAUGAAGAGAACAUUAUGAUGCUAUGAAAGGGCGGAAAACCCGAAAACUAAACAAUACAAAUGCAUUUCUUCCCUUCUAAGGACAAUUUUUAUUUCUCAGUUAAUUGAAAGAAGGGGAAGCUCGGGUGUUGCAUCACGUUGUAUCAAAUUUCUGUAUUCAAGAGAAUGGAAUAUUGAUACAGAUUUGCCUCCCCAGGAGAGAUCUGUUCUUCUUAUGGUAUUUUUGAUGCAGAAUGAAUGCAUCCAUUGAUCCAGUUGCUAACAUACAGCUUUUGAUAUGGCCCCUUUUUAUGAAGAGGCUUCGGAUAGUCUUAAUUGUGACUGAAAUAAUAAAGUUUAAAAAGUUAGUAGA